Messenger RNA from Penicillium nucicola, 858 nucleotides. RefSeq names its product putative HIT finger domain protein. Bases 1 to 858 code for a protein of 285 amino acids. Gene Ontology annotation, molecular function: nucleosome binding. The record is from RefSeq and is a predicted model, not a curated record. Gene Ontology annotation, cellular component: Swr1 complex. NCBI's taxonomy places the organism in Eukaryota, Fungi, Ascomycota, Eurotiomycetes, Eurotiales, Aspergillaceae. Gene Ontology annotation, biological process: chromatin remodeling. The transcript has a single exon.
AUGUUCCGCGUCGAACUCCUUCAGGAUACAUCAACGGCCAUGCCGGGCUGGUCCUACGCCCCAACGCGAGGCUUCGACCCAACCCAAGCGAUGGCCCCAACCCUGGGCCGAAAACGCGGCAUCCGCGACGCGGGCAAGGGCGGCGAUAUCAGCUCGCGGCAAGCAAACGCAAUAGCUCGCCACAUCGCCGAACUAGACCGCGAAAACCAACGCGACGUCGCGAUCCCAGUCCCAGUCCGUCAAGCACGCGAGGUCGCCGCGCGCGGCAACCGAUCAAAAACAACCUCCAACGUCCGCCGCAUUCUCCAAUCCCAAAAGACCUUCCGCAACCACCUGGAUGAUGAAGAAGCAGCCAUAGCACUAGGAACAGGGGGCGGAGCCGUCGCACAUAGCUCCACCGCCGCUGCAAUCGCCGCUCGGGGCGCCAAAGCGCGCAGUUCCACGCCUGCCAGUGUAGCAGGCAAGAAGCGGCCUUCUGGAGCUAUUACAGGUACAUCUACUGCUACGACAACUGCUGCGUCAACUCCUACACCAACAAUGGCAGAGACGGGGGCAGAUGAGGAGGUCCCAGCGCGCAAGCCCAAACUCAUCAAAUCGGAAUACGAUCAGGAUCCGUUGUUGCGCUCAUAUGCGCCGCCUGUGCCUUCUGAACGACUUAUGGCACGGUUGUUGUCUGAGCCACCGCUUUCUUAUAAUGCUUCUCGGGCGAGGCCGCCUUCUUCUGCGAGACCUGCACGGCUUUUUUGUUGUUUGUGUGGAUAUUGGGGGAAGAUUCGGUGCAGGAUUUGUCAUUUGAGGACUUGUAGCUUGGACUGUUACAAGGUACAUGAGGAUUCGAGGUGUGGUGCUUUCUUUUGA